Aspergillus tanneri is the source of this 2574-nucleotide messenger RNA. RefSeq lists its product as uncharacterized. The record is from RefSeq and is a predicted model, not a curated record. Bases 1 to 2574 code for a protein of 857 amino acids. The transcript has a single exon. NCBI's taxonomy places the organism in Eukaryota, Fungi, Ascomycota, Eurotiomycetes, Eurotiales, Aspergillaceae.
AUGGCACAGCCGGGUGUCGACGCCAUGGAGGAUGACGGCUUCCUAGCCACCGGCCAAGUGCUGGUUGCCUCCGCGUUGGAACAGUCGGUGAUCCCAACCCAGCGAUCUCUGUCGACAUUCGAGCGAGUCUUUACUACCCAUGCGCCAAUCCUUGAAUCCCUCCUACUUCAGAUCCCCACCGAUACCGUCCUCAAGCUCGAUCAUACCUCCCGCUUUCUCCGAUCCUUCCUCCGUUCAUACCCCACAGCAUGGAAGCACCUGUCGUUCCGCUUGUUUUAUCCAUCCAGCAACCCAUCUCCGCUCCGAGUGGUUGUCCCAGGGAGCUCGGACGCGGUUGUUUCUCGCCAGUCUCGACCAUAUGCGUUGGAUCAGCUGUUGAUGCACGUGGUCAUUCCUUUCAGCCCGUGUCUGACGAGUUUGGAGCUGGAUAACACCGCAGUAUCUGGGCAGAUCCUCAUCUCAACUGUCUUGUAUUCGCGGCGAGAGACACUGGAGCACCUCUCCGUCCGCGGUUGCAAAAAUGUCUCGCUCAAAUACCACAUUAUUCCAUACCUAAUGAUGUUUGGAUUGCAGUAUGACGUGAGCAUGGAGAAGAAUAUUGGCAGCUCGCCAUCUACCAAGCACCUUGCGCUCAAGAGCCUCUACACAUAUCGCUGCCGCCACCAUAGGCGAAGGCCGUAUUUGUCUUCGUCGUUAACGCGGAAAGACUCUGACUCCGAGCCUACUCACGAGCUGGUCAAUCUCUGCCACAAGCUGGGAAUCUGGACAGAUACGUCGUGGUGCUCCACCCCGGCUGGAAGAUGUUUCAGACGACGGGGAUAUGUCUCCAUGAGAGUCCCGCAGGGGUCACCAGAAGUCUGGGUGGUGUUUGACCGACUGUGGCGGUCCAAGAACUGGAUUGGCCCUGUCGAUCAUGGGUUCCGCCCGUCCAAGAAAGAUGGCAAGCUGUGGGAAUACAGUGAGACCGGCUGUUAUGGCGAGCCCCUUGGAACAGGUGAGGGGAGAGAUCCCGGCGAGGGCAAAAUGACACCCGCACACCUGCGUUGGAGUCACCGGCAGUUUGUGGAGAACAUUCGCUGUGAUAAUUGCGACGAGGAGAUCUCUGAAAGAUGUGAACAAUGUAGCAUCCUCAUGCACUGCGUUGGUUGUCGCAAGACACUCUGUGCGAGCUGUGCCUACGAUCGCCCCUAUGUCCGCUGCCAGCCCAGAUUAGGUACAGCAGGAGAAGCACCGGAUUCCCUCUGGUGGGCCCCAGGUGCCGUCAGUUCGCCCUGUCUCAUGCAAGACCCCCCGGUCUACCUUGCAGAUGGAAAUGCGGUCAACCAGAAUGCCACAACGCCUUACCCUAUGCUGAACUUCCACUGGUGCUGCACGGAGCCCAUCUUCUCUGGUGGAGGUGGCAUCAGCAUCGGAACUCCCAAUAGAGACGUGGACCAGGUGCGAGCAGCGCCUCUCCCUCGGGGACAGGGCUGGGAGGAUCUCGAAUAUUCGGCUCACGAGUGGAGCAAGACAUUUCCCAAGUACGCCUAUGGCGAUCCCCGGAAACCCGACUACACACUGGAAACAGGUCAUAUCGCUAUGAUGAAGUGGCUGUUGGGCCCUCCAGAUCGAGACCCUACGGCUUGUCCGCGCAACCUAUGCCAGGAAUGCUACGAUACCCCCCAGUGGAAGGUCCACUGCAAGAACUGUUCCAAGCCCCUGUGCAUUGAACAUGACCUUCGCGGCCUUCGUCUUCGGAUUUGCGGGUACCGCGAGCUUACACUGGAGAAGAUGGCGAUACAGACUCGGGCCGGGUCUGCUGCUCGACUCACCUUUCCCUCCUAUAUCCCGCCCCCUAUCCCAUAUGUAACCACUCCCUCGGCAUUCGAGCUGCCUUACCGAACCCAGCACACCGUGGAUUCUGCGGCCAGCAGCUUUAUCGAAGACGUCCCCACAGAUGGCAUCACCGAUGACCAUGUAAUUGACCAUGUCGAAUCUGCUGCUCCCGCGCACCAACGCUCCAGGAGCUUUUCCGUCACCAAUUCAAACCGCUCCCGCUCUUCGUCUCCGUCGUCCGUCUACUGCGAGUCACCCUUUGACAUCUCCAAGUGGCAAGGUUGCCAGUCGUUUUUCUGCCCUCAAUACCGCGCGGUAGGUGAUCAGCGACAGAGAUGCGCCAGCGUCCUCCGAGAAUGCACUAGCUGCUCAGUUCAUGUAUGUGAGGAGUGCGUUGAAGCACACCCACCAUGCAGCUGCUCCUACUGCGAAGUGAACUAUCUCUGCCCAAACUGCUUGAAGGUCCGUGAGCGUGACGGAACCUGCCGCCGGGUGGAAGAAGAGAAAGCGCGUCGCGAGGAACAGUGGAAGAGAGAUAUGCAACUGCUGGAGGGAAUUGUCGAGACCAAGAUCGCCAACGAGGUUGCCGAAUUUGCCGGCCAGUUUUUUGACUCGGUUGAACCGUCGCGCGUCGUAACUCGGCAAAUGGGGAUUGUCAGCGAGUACGAUCACGGGUCGGCGGCUUAUCACCCAAGCUUCCGCAAUGUCCCUGGGAGAGACCCUUUCAUAGAUGAUGCUUGGCUGGAUAGGACCGAGUGA